CUAGUUACCACCAUUAUAAAAGCCAUCCUUGUGCAGCUCCGUCUUCAAUUCAGCAAUUCUCCAUUCCGACCGUGUUGCGUUCCUUUUGAGUGCUACAUUUUGGCCAUCGACGAGGCUAAGCUUUGUUUAUCAUACCUAAACCGUUGCUUGUAACCAUCAUUCUGUGUUCUGAGAAUGGAAGACGGACGCUACGUCGAGGGUAGUGUGUGGUUCUAUGCUCCCAACAGUGGAGCUCCUGUCUUUUUCGCAGCGGCCUUCCUUAUAUCUGGGGCAGUACAUACAUGGCAGACCAUACAAUACAAAUGUUGGCGCCUGACCGGACUCUAUGUCUGGAUACCCAUCCUGUUCGUGGCAGGCUUUGUUACCCGGGAGCUGGGUGCAUUCGAUAACGGUAACCUUGUCAAAUAUAUUGUGAGCAUAUGCCUGGUAUACGCCGCACCACCUCUCUAUGAGUUGGCUAACUAUUACGUCCUCGGGCGUGUCAUGUACUACGUGCCAUACUACGCGCCGAUACACCCUGGACGUGUAUUGACCACCUUUGCCGCUAUAUCGAUUGUCAUUGAAGCCUUGAACGGUAACGGAGCAGCUUUCAUUGCUAAUCAGUCACUUUCCGGGGAAAGGCGGAACACUGGCAAAGCACUUCUCAAGGCUGCGUUAUUGUUGCAAAUCGUUGUGAUUGCUUUAUUUGCAUUUCUCGCUUUGUUUUUCCAACUCAAGUGCCGACGCAACGGUAUCGAUUCGCCCAAGGUUAACAGCACCCUGAAUACCUUAUAUAUCAGCACAGGUAUCAUGGCCAUUCGAACUAUCUACCGAAUUGUUGAAUAUUUCGAUUUGACCGGUACUGAUUUCUGGGACCCGAGGUUUGACCCCAUGGGAAUGAGUCCCAUCGUCCGAUACGAGUGGUUCUUUUACGUCUUUGAAGCCAGCUUGAUGCUUCUGAACUCGGUUUUAUGGAACGUACGCCACCCACGGCGCUGGUUACCAAAAAGCACGACGGUGUAUCUGGCCGCGGAUGGUAUCGUAGAGAUCAUGGGUCCUGGUUAUGAGCAGGAGCGCAAUUUCAUUGCCACACUCCUUGACCCUUUCGAUAUCUACGGCGUGGUUACAGGCAAGGGUAAAAAAAUAAGAUUCUGGAAUAACGACGGUGUUGGUACGUUGCAGGCAAAUAUAACUAAGGCAACAGCCCGAGAUAAUGAUCUGGUGUGAAGGACGACGAUAAACAGCUAAGCCCAAAGGGCGGGAAUACAAUAGGCGCUGCUGGUAGAUCCGCCCUUGGUUGGAAACCCAAAUGUUCGACGCCGGCCAAGACUGAAAGAGCUGUAAU
This is a messenger RNA of Truncatella angustata, 1324 nucleotides long. RefSeq names its product RTA1 like protein-domain-containing protein. Gene Ontology annotation, cellular component: membrane. The transcript has 3 exons. The record is from RefSeq and is a predicted model, not a curated record. NCBI's taxonomy places the organism in Eukaryota, Fungi, Ascomycota, Sordariomycetes, Amphisphaeriales, Sporocadaceae. The coding region runs from base 175 to 1206 and encodes 343 amino acids.